Tripterygium wilfordii is the source of this 2566-nucleotide messenger RNA. RefSeq lists its product as uncharacterized. NCBI's taxonomy places the organism in Eukaryota, Viridiplantae, Streptophyta, Magnoliopsida, Celastrales, Celastraceae. The record is from RefSeq and is a predicted model, not a curated record. The transcript has 2 exons. Bases 1741 to 2379 code for a protein of 212 amino acids.
UUUUGCUUGCUGUAGGAAAUGUCAUACGGAUUAUUGGUUGAGUUAUGAUUUUUCUUUUUUUCCUCUCCAACUAAUACUUGUAUGAUUCUUUCAUAUGAAUGUUAGAUAAUUGUGGGGGAGUAAUGUGAUAUGAACUUAUGCAUGAGCUACUCUUCCAGUGCGCUCAGAGUUUAUUUAAUUGGUCUCAUAAUCGAGGUUGCAUUUGUUUUUGUGAAACUGGGUUCUAAGAGGUCUUACAGUACCAAUUGCUUUUUGGUUCAAUUUUUAAGGCUAAGCUAUACCCUCAUUGAACUGGUGUCAGUCAUGGUGUUGUGGUGGGAUGCUGAUGCAUUGAUACUAAGUUACUAACGAUAAGGGGUGGUGGUGCACUAAAGUGCAGGUCAACAAAAUGGUCACGGCGAUGUUGGAGGUGAUCAACAAUCCCAGGUUGUAGUUGGUGUUUGAUUGGUGCUAAAGUUGACGGUGGAGCUCGGAGUUGAAUAUACCCAACUCUAAAAUCAUGCUUAUUUCUUACAUAAAAAAAUUCAUACCUAUUUCGACGACGUGGAGAGAGUGGGUGCAUUGGCCUUGGCGUCUAAUUCAGAAAGCUUGUUUUAAAUAAUUGGACACGUACUAAGGAGGAAGAAAAGAGAAGGUCAAUCUUAAUGCAAAACGCUUCACUACCAUUGUGGUUAUCGAAAUGAAAAAUGUAUAUGUAUAGGCUAUAUAGAGAGUUAUUGGGUUUCAGAUAAUGGAAAUCUUUUGUAGCAGCAAAAAGCAAUUUAUUGAGUGAAAAUAAGCUCUAUAAGUACUUGGAUUGUCAUUGUUAAGAAGCAGAGACAGAUUUAUAGAUAGGCUUGCUUGGAAUCAGAAGUUACAGAACAUGUCUCACAAUCUUAGAGCAUAUUAGUGAUGGGAUUUAUCUAAAGAUUCAUUUAUUGUCAGAAUUAUUGGUUUGAUGCGUUCUUCAUAUGGGUUACAUGUGUUGAAGACUUCCUAGUAAUCCUAAUUAUAAUAGCUACAUGAAUUUUGUCUACCUUUCCAUGAAUUUUUAAUGCAAAACUAAUAAGACUACGACUUUCACUUUUGAUUGACUGAGACUGCAGCUUGCACUUGGACUUAAUUGGAAGUAACUAACAUUUAGAAGCCUUGGCUGCUGUAUUAGCAUAUGGUAUAUGCCCUCUUCCCAUCAAAUACCUUGGUCUCCCUCUUGGUGCUAAGCAUAACACUGUAGGCAUAUGGAAUCCUGUGGUAGACAAUUUGAAAAAGGCUCACCGAGUAGAAAAGAAACUGUCUUCUAAAGCUGGUAGAUUGACGCACAUAAAGGGCAUCUUGUCAAACCUUACAGUCUAUCAAAUGUCUCUCUUUUAUAUGCCCUCCUCCCUCCUCUGGUGUCUCUAAAUUAGAGGCAAUUCAGUUUCAGUUUCUUUGGGUGACUCUCUAGAGAGCAAGAAAUUUCAUCUUCUCAAGUGGGAUGUGGUCAAAUUGCCUAAGGAAAUUGGUCUUCUUGGCAUUAGAUCUCUCAAUUCUUUCAACAAAGUUCUUCUUGGAAAAUGGUUAUGGAAAUUCUACAUCAAUAAUGAGCGCCUCUGGAGGAAAGUAAUUUUCUCAAAGUAUGGCAUUUCAAUCAAUGGAUGGACCUCCAUUCUCAGAAGGGAAUCUUAUGGCUUUAGUUUGUGGAUCUUCAUUAGAAAGUGGUGGGAAGAUCGGAUUGGUAACUUUUCUUCAAAUUUGGCGAGAGCAACACCAUAUAAUUCUUGGAUGAUCAUUGGACUGGUGAUACUUCCCUGUAAUUUCUGCUGGGUUGCACCCCCUUGGUGUUUGAAUAAAAUUCUUUUCCAAUCAAAAAAAAAAAAAAGAAAGUCUAUUUCUCAUCUGUCAAGCUUUGCAUCUGAGAGGGAAGGUCUUGUCAAGGAUUUUUUUCAGCCCAACAGGCAUUUGUUGGACUAUGAAAUGUCCAAGACGGGGAAGCUGAUUCUUUCUUUCUUGGGAUUUGCUCUAGUUGUUCUAAGGCGGAUCCUAAUAAAAUCACAAAAUAUGCUACAAGCAUUUGAGGGACAAUUGUUCUCUGUCAAUUCCUAUUGUAUAGAUCUGAUUAAGGAAAGCUGCCAUCACAGUAAUACUUACCAUGCUUGGCACUCUGUUUGGAGCUCCACAGCUCCACUACAGGUGGCUUUCUUUUGCUGGGAAGCUAUUUGGGAAAGAAUUCUGGCGAUUGUUAAACUUUUGAGAAGAGGUUUGGAGCAUUGGAUGACUGCCUUGAAUAUAGUGGUGAUAAAUUGGGUAACAAGUUGCAAUAUUGGAGAUAGAUCUGAGCAUGGAAUUCGCUUAGCCACUGAAGACCAAGAGGAAGGCUAUGCAGAUGGUUCCUAUGGCUCUAAUGUGGAUUUUAUGGAAUGAAAGGAACAAUAGCAUCUUCAACAGUAGGGAAACCUCCAUAAAUGUUGUCAAGGAAUUUUACUUUAGCACAUUGAAACUAUGGUGUUCCGGCAUUUGUAAUAAUUUUCUGGAGGCCUUCGCUCUAGCCUCCUUGUAUUUGCUCCUUUGCACCUUAUUGGUGUUUAAUAAAUUUCUUUUCCGUUCAAAA